AUGUCAAGUGAUCGCAAAUCAGAACUAUACCAAGAACAAAAUCAUGAAGAACUUGAAUUUGAGCCUUACGCACAUCAUCCUUCUGCCCCAGCUCACGAGUCUUUUGAUAUUUCAACAACAGUUGAUCCUAGUUAUGUGAUUGCUUUGAUUCGGAAACUUCUGCCGUCGGAUGUAAAAGAUGGUGAAAAAGAUGCUCUUGAAUUGGACAAAGGACUAAAAACUAAAGAAUUAGAAGAGCAUGCUGUAAAUUUAUCUGAAAAUGAAGGGGAAGUUGAGGCUAUGGACACUGCUCAUAACAUUGGUGAAGUGGAUAAUAAAGAAGCUGUAGAUGAAGAAUUGCAACAUCAUCAUGAUAAGCAUCAAGGUGGAAUGGUGGGAGAAGAAACCUGGGAAGAGUGUGGAUGCAUUUUAUGGGAUCUAGCUGCAAGCGAGGAUCAUGCUGAAUUCAUGAUUCAAAAUCUUAUUCUUGAUGUGCUUUUGGCUACUCUCACGGUUUCUCAAUCUUCACGCAUCGCUGAAAUUAGUCUAGGAAUAAUCGGAAACCUUGCUUGCCAUGAAACUUCACGAAAGCAAAUAUCCUCUACAAAUGGACUGAUCAAAGUGAUUGUGGAUCAGUUGUUUCUAGAUGACGUGCCUUGCCUUUGUGAAGCAUUUAGGUCGAUUACUUUGUGUCUUCAAGGUGAUGAAGGUGUCGUGUGGGCUGAAGCAUUGCAAGCUGAGCAAAUAAUUUCUCGUAUUUUUUGGAUUGCUGACAACACUUUAAAUCUACAGCUUAUUGAAAAGAGUGUAGGUUUACUGUUAGCUUCAUUGGAAAGUCAAAAGGAAGUGGCAGACAUUCUUCAUCUACCUCUGAUGAAGUUCGGUCUUUCAGCACUUCUGAUCAAUUUAUUUGCCUCUGAAAUGAGCAUAUUAACAGGAGAGCGCACACCUGAGAGGUAUGAAGUUUUAGAUUUGAUUCUUCGGACAAUUGAAGCCCUUUCUGUGGUUGAUGAAUAUUCACAACAAAUAUGUCAGAAUAAAGAACUCUUUCAACUACUGAAUAUACUAGUCAAACUCCCUGAUAAAAUUGAGGUUGCCAACUCGUGUGUAACUGCUGCAGUGUUGAUAGCAAAUAUUCUGACUGAUGCAGCCGAUCUAGCUUCCGAUUUGUCACGAGAUCCAAGUUUCUUACAGGGUAUUUUUGAUAUACAUCCACUUGCUUCCAGUGACGUGGAAGCACGAAGUGCUCUUUGGAGCAUCAUUGCAAGAUUAUUAUCUCGGGUCCAAGAAAGUGAGAUGAGCCCAUCAAAUUUGCAUCUUUUUGUUGCAAUUUUUGCUACUAAAGUAGAUUUGAUAGAAGAUGAACUCCUUGACCAUGAGUUGGAUGAUGUAGAACACGAGAGCUCUGCUACUUGUGGCACUAAAGCAAAUGCCAAAAGAAUUGCUCUGAAAAGAAUAUUCGAUAUUUUAACACAAUGGAAAAUUCUAGAGGAUAACAGAAAGAAGGUUUCCAAGGAAGAAAACUACAUCAAUGAAGAAGAUGUUGAUAAAUUGUUGAAUAUCUGUAAUAAAACAUGGGGAUCAUGCAUAAUGGAUCAUUGUUGA
This is a messenger RNA of Fraxinus pennsylvanica, 1584 nucleotides long. The record is from the annotation of a GenBank genome assembly. NCBI's taxonomy places the organism in Eukaryota, Viridiplantae, Streptophyta, Magnoliopsida, Lamiales, Oleaceae.